AGGUGGAUUUUCCCAGGCCAAGUUGCGCAACCCGCGCUACUCAAUCGGUCUGUCCGUGAUGUAUUUAAACAAGUUUUAGUGGCUCCGGCUAAGCAGAAGUAGGACGACCGUCUCAAGAGUCCGCAUCAAAGGAACUUCAUGAUGACGAAAUACGCUACCUUCCUCUUGGCUUUCCUUGUGGCCGGAGCUCUUGCUGGCACUCCUCAAGAUUCGAACCUCUACCUCGACAGCGUCCUGAGGGACCAUCUCCCUGGCAACGUGCGCUCCCUAAACCUCGAUCCGGCCACACUGCCCGAGCUCAAAGUCAAGGUGAAGUCGACCUUCGUCACCAAUCGCGAGCUCAAGGCAGAGCUUCGCAACGGAGCCGUUCACGGUCUGUCCACCGCCCUACGACGACGUGGCGACUGCUCGGCUCCAGGUUACCAGGGACCUAACGUGACCGUAGGGUGCAACGUCAACCUCGACGGCGUUUCGGUGUCCUACGAGGUCAAAGCUAAGGGCCACAACUUCGCCGGCAUCAAGACCAAGUACAACCUGGACCUCUACGUCCAGAACACCAACGUCUUCGUGGAGGUGACCAGCUGGCCUCCUCAAGCGGGCGUUCUGAAGACUCUUACUCUCGGCGGCGUGGACUUCAGGAUCGUCCAUGGUAAAAGUCUUGGCCUCAACAAGAAGAGGCAGCAGGCGUACGACGAAGAACUCAAGAGAAGCGUUCAGGGCGCGCUCAUUUCUCUGAUUUACGGGAAAUUCCGAGACGCCCUGAAUCUGUCUGUGAGCAGAGUAGCGAUGCCGAGGGUAUAAUAAAACGCAACGUAUACCUUCAA
This is a messenger RNA of Ixodes scapularis (black-legged tick), 824 nucleotides long. RefSeq lists its product as uncharacterized. Lineage: Eukaryota; Metazoa; Arthropoda; Arachnida; Ixodida; Ixodidae. The record is from RefSeq and is a predicted model, not a curated record. Bases 139 to 801 code for a protein of 220 amino acids. The transcript is spliced from 4 exons.